Molecule: messenger RNA, 1378 nt
Organism: Triticum aestivum (bread wheat)
Lineage: Eukaryota; Viridiplantae; Streptophyta; Magnoliopsida; Poales; Poaceae
Product: flavanone 3-dioxygenase 2
Exons: 4
Coding region: 75-1097 (340 amino acids)
Source: RefSeq, a predicted model, not a curated record
GAUAUAUGGCGAUCCCCCUCGCUCAUCCCCCUUCUUCUACCGCCGCGCGAGACUGAGCCUCGGCUAGGCCCCAAAUGGCGAACCAGCUUCUGUCCACCGUCGCGCACCGCGAUACCCUUCCGGAGGGUUACACGCGGCCCGAGAACGACCGGCCGCAGCUCGCCGAUGUUGUGACUGACAGCAACAUCCCCCUCAUCGACCUCGCCUCGCCGGACAAGCAUCGCGUCAUCGCUGAGAUCGACCAGGCUUGCCGCACCUACGGCUUCUUCCAGAUCAUAAACCAUGGGAUAUCAGAGGAGCUGCUGGAGAAGGUGAUGGCUGUGGGGCUUGAGUUUUUCCGGCUCCCGCCGGAAGAGAAGGCCAAGCUCUAUUCUGAUGAGCCAUCCAAAAAGAUAAGGCUUUCUACAAGCUUCAACGUCCGCAAGGAGACAGUGCACAACUGGCGGGACUAUCUGCGCCUUCAUUGCCACCCGUUGGAGGUGUUCGUGCCCGACUGGCCAUCCAAUCCUGAAACGUUCAAGGAGAUCAUCAGCACCUACUGCCGCGAAGUCCGGCUGCUCGGCCUCCGACUCCUGGGCGCGAUCUCCCUGGGCCUGGGCCUCGAGGAGGACUACAUCGAGAAUGUGCUGGGCGAGCAGGAGCAGCACAUGGCCGUCAACUACUACCCGCGGUGCCCCGAGCCGGACCUCACCUACGGCCUGCCCAAGCACACGGACCCCAACGCCCUCACCAUUCUCCUCAUGGACCCCCACGUCUCCGGCCUGCAGGUGCUCAAGGACGGCGCCCAGUGGAUCGCCGUCGACCCCCGGCCCAACGCCCUCGUCGUCAACCUAGGCGACCAGUUACAGGCAGUGAGCAACGGCGCGUACAAGAGCGUCUGGCACCGCGCGGUGGUCAAUGCGGCGCGGGAGCGCCUGUCGGUGGCAUCUUUCCUGUGCCCGUGCAACAGCGCGGUGAUCGGCCCGGCGGACAAGCUCGUCGGCGACGGGGACGAGCCCGUGUACCGCAGCUACACCUACGACGAGUACUACAAGAAGUUCUGGAGCAGGAACCUGGACCAGGACCACUGCCUGGAGCUCUUCACGGGUCAGAAGUGAUCCGUGUGCGCAAGCUUGCCUCAUCUACGGUUGGGUGCAGUGGACAUCCACGACGCAGCAUUACUCAAAUAAAAAAUGCCCCCAAUGUGCGGGGUUACUCGAGUUGUUUGAACUUGUUUUUGCUUCAGCACAACGUAUCUAUCGAUGUUCAUCUUGUAUUGUAUUCCCUAUAUACUAGUACGUGUGUGUGUGUGUGUUUGUUUAUUAAUUGUGAUCCUACUUGUAAAGAAUUAUGGUACACUGGUCCAAGAGGAAACGCUGUGUAAUAAAUUUGCUGUCGA